This is a messenger RNA of Paramecium sonneborni, 1302 nucleotides long. Lineage: Eukaryota; Ciliophora; Oligohymenophorea; Peniculida; Parameciidae. The record is from the annotation of a GenBank genome assembly.
AUGGAAAUACUCUAAUUAUUUUGCUGUUUUUAAAGCAGAAGCGGAGAAAAAUAAAAUGAUUAGGAGAGGCCUUUAAAAAAACAAAUUAAAGAGGAAGAGAAUAAGCAAAGAAAUUAAAAUGUGAUUAUAGUUCCAUUAGACUACUAAAAUUACUAUUCUUCAAAAAUUUAGAAUCAAUUUAAUAAUCAAGAAAGCAAUGAAAUAAGUAAUUGGAAUAAGGAAUGCAUAGAAUAAAAAUUUGAUAGAUAUCAAUUGUAAUUAAAGAACUAGGAUUAUGAUAAUCUAAUAAUUUAUAUUAACAUUUUGUAUUAUUAUUGUGAAAAGAGUUUAAAAUAAGAUGUGAAUCAACUCAAUAAUUAUGAAUGUAAAGGUAAAUUGUACUAAACUGAAUAUGAUUAAAAUAAUAAUCCAAAAUUUAGAUUAGAAGAAGGAAAUUUUUUGAUAAAUUUACAAUAAAAGACUUUCUAAAAAUAAGGAAGUGGAGAUUAAAAUGAAAUAGAUGAAAACAUUGUUUCAAAUAACAUAAUAGUAUACCCUAUUUUAGAUAAUAAUAUCUCUAAAAAUCAUAUAAUACCAAUUAAGAUAAUAGAUUAAGAAACAAAUAAAUAAAUAAAUAAUUAAGUAUAUAAUAGAUAGAUUGAUAAAAAAUAGCAAAAUUAAAAAAUUUGGUGUAAGUACAAUUAAUAAUUGUCAACUAAUGAUUUGAAUAUAUUAGAAAAUAAGAAGUGGAUGACCAGUAGUAUUAUUGAUAGUUAUGUUCUUUAUCUUAAUCAAUCUAGCGAUAGGGAAUAUUUUUAAUUAUCAAAAAAUUAGAGAAAGACCUUAAAAAGAACUCUAUUUUUCCCUUCAAGUUUAACUACAAAUUUUGGAGAGUAUUAAACAGAAGAUAAAGUAAGAAGCUUAUUUGAAUAAGAAAUGCCUAAAUUUAAGGAUGUUAAAUUUGAUCUUUCUAAAAUUUAUCGUUACAUAGGAUUUCCAAUCAAUAGAAGAAAUCGUCAUUGGUUUUUUGUUUUAUUUGAUUUAACUAAAUAAGAAGUCUUUGUUUUUGAUUCUUUAAAUAAAUCUCAAUUAGUGUAGGAUGAUAAAUUAAUAAAUACAAUUGCAGAAAUAUUUCAAUUAAAUUCAGUAUAAAUUAAAGAGCAUUAAUAUUCUGGUCAAUAAAAAGACAGUUAUUCAUGUGGAUAUCGUGUUUGUAGUAUUAUGAAAUUCUGGUAUGAAAAAUAAUUACAUCAAAAUACUUAAUAUCAAUAUUAUGAAGAUAAGAUGAUUAGUGAAUUAUAGAAAUUAAUAAAAGAAUUAUGA